UGAAAGCCGCCGGUCGCUUCCUCCAGUCCCACUCUGACUCUGCCGAGCCGAAUACAAACUGAAACAACAAUAAACAGCUCCUCAAAGAUGAGUUCAUAUUUCGUCAACUCGCUCUUCUCUAAAUAUAAAAGCGGGGAUUCGUUACGUCCGAACUACUACGAGUGCGGCUUCGCGCAGGACCUGGCCGGCAGCCGGCCCACCGUGGUGUACGGCCCCGGCUCCGGCGCCACCUUCCAGCACGCUCCGCAGAUCCAGGAUUUCUACCACCACAGCGCCUCUACGCUGCCCAGCAACCCGUACCAGCAGAGCCCCUGCGCGGUCACAUGCCACGGCGAGCCGGGCAACUUCUACGGAUACGACGCCCUGCAGCGGCAGACGCUUUUCGGGGCCCAGGACGCGGAUCUGGUCCAGUACAGCGACUGUAAGCUGGGAGGCGCGCCGGGGCUCAGCGGCGAGGACGCGGAGGGAACCGAGCAGAGCCCUUCACCGACGCAGCUGUUCCCCUGGAUGAGGCCGCAAGUAGCUGCGGGCAGGAGGCGAGGCCGGCAGACCUACAGCCGCUACCAGACCCUGGAGCUGGAGAAGGAGUUCCUGUUCAACCCCUACCUGACCCGGAAGCGCCGCAUCGAGGUGUCGCACGCGCUCGCGCUGACGGAGCGACAGGUGAAGAUUUGGUUCCAGAACCGGAGGAUGAAGUGGAAGAAGGAGAACAACAAGGACAAGUUCCCCAGCAGCAAGAGCGAGCAGGAAGCGGUGGAGAGGGAGAGGAGGGAGAAGGAGCUGCGGGAUGGCGGCGGAAGCGGAGGAGGAGGAGGAGGAGGCGGAGAGGGUGGCGGCGGAGGUGGCGGUGGAGGAGGAGGUGGAAGCUCGGUCGCGGGCACGGCGGGGUCACAGGCCCCCGUGAAUGAGGAUUGUUUCGAGAAAACCCACAAGCAAAUGUAG
Chelmon rostratus (copperband butterflyfish) is the source of this 942-nucleotide messenger RNA. It is a transcript of the gene hoxb8a, whose product is annotated as homeobox B8a. The record is from RefSeq and is a predicted model, not a curated record. Lineage: Eukaryota; Metazoa; Chordata; Actinopteri; Chaetodontiformes; Chaetodontidae. The transcript is spliced from 2 exons. Gene Ontology annotation, molecular function: RNA polymerase II transcription regulatory region sequence-specific DNA binding; DNA-binding transcription factor activity, RNA polymerase II-specific. Gene Ontology annotation, biological process: regulation of transcription by RNA polymerase II. The coding region runs from base 88 to 942 and encodes 284 amino acids. Gene Ontology annotation, cellular component: nucleus.